AUGGGGUUCAAGAGGUUGAUCCUGGGGCUCACGUCUGCCAUCCCAUUGGGAUCACUCUUAUCCCUUGGCAUGGUGCGUGUAGUCUAUGCUCUUGGAUUUAGGUGGUAUGUGUCAGCUUCAUCUUAUGUCACUGGCUUUGCCUGGAUUGCAUGCUCUUAUGUGCUUCCUGAUCAAGCAGCAAAAGGAUGUAUUGCAGCAGCGUUGCUGUUUGGAGCCAAUGUCUUCAUAUCUGCACAUGGAGGCUCUGGGCAAUAUACUGCUGAUAUAAGUCCUGUUAAGCGUGACCCUGGUACAGUCCAGAUGAUUCACUGGGCAGAAGAGGGCGCAGUAUAUGACUUCGUCAACACCAUUGCCCUUACAUAUGACUGGCAUUUUGUGCACGCAGUUGAUCAGCCAAUGAACGUCACUGUGCGGCGUCUACCCGACGGAAGGAUCCAUGCGUGGACUCAGGGAUUCUCCUUAAUGGAGUGUGGAGACUCUGGAGAACAAUGCCCAGAAACCACCCUUCAAGAAAGGUCUAAUGCUGUUACAUAUUCAACUAUUGAGGAGUUGGACUUUAGCUUCUCAGAGCCUUCUGGAUAUGGAACGAAAUCACAGACAUGGGUCAGUGGCGCAGCAAGUGGAGCAGCAGGCUUUGUUGUUGGCGAACCACAGGGCACAUAUUCAUUCUGCUCUAACGCACUGACUGUGAACAACUUGAAUGCUGAAGUGGCAUUUAAUUUCAGCCCAAGAUUUCGUGUUUUCCUCGCUCUCACCGUCUAG
This is a messenger RNA of Penicillium longicatenatum, 762 nucleotides long. RefSeq lists its product as uncharacterized. The transcript has a single exon. Bases 1 to 762 code for a protein of 253 amino acids. The record is from RefSeq and is a predicted model, not a curated record. NCBI's taxonomy places the organism in Eukaryota, Fungi, Ascomycota, Eurotiomycetes, Eurotiales, Aspergillaceae.